AUGGCUCAGCGAAGCGUACCAUAUUCGUUUCCCACACACACUCCUACAUAUCCCCCUUUCCAAUCCUCCAAUAGGAACACUGUGCCGUUGCCUGCCUUCGCGAAUGGACCGUCAUCUCCGAAAACGCCCCACACCGAGUACCCAUUGCGAAACAAUGAAUGGAUUCCGUCUACUCCGGCUACACCCUACGGCAUUAUUUACAGUGCUUCGCCCAGAUUUUUCUCUUCUCCGAGUCUUAGUGGAGCAGUAGUUCAUUCUCCCGGAUCCAACUCGAGCAAUCCGAUAGCAGAUGCCAGGUACAACGUACAUCAUAUUGGACCAUACCCAGGCAGUCCUCCGGUGAUGCCUUACCAACAGUCCCCUCACCCUCACGCGUCUCAAGGAGGGUGGGGCGCAGCUUUUCCUGCCACACAGCACAUCCCUGGGACGUAUGCCCGGCGAAGCAGUAGUACAGGCUCUUCCAAUCAACUCAUUCCCCACAUGCCAUCGUCACCACCGCAUAGCAAUACCAGCAGAGACCGUUCGAAUUCCGCUUCCUCUGCGGGAUCCAGUAGUGACACUGUGAUCGCAUAUGAGGUUUACGACAGACACGACAACCCAAUGAGACACCGCCAUAUUAUGAUUAUAGCCCAGGACCGAGGUGCUCCCUCGCCUUUUCCUACCCCAGAGGACCCGGAUGCAAUCUGCUUUCAACAUAAGAUCCAAGGAAGAGUAGCAGGCGCACACUAUGAGACUAAGUAUGUAGAAGGUUUCUUUGUGAGCGAUCACCGGUGGUGGAAAAGACAUUUACUCGAAACGUUGCGGGACUGGAAUGCAAAUGUCAACUGGCCAAAGCAUAGCCUCAAGAAAAUUGCCACCAAGUCCGGUAGAAGUUGGGGUAUCACUGUUCACAUCCAGCCUGAGCCGGGCCUCGACCUUGGUGUUGGACAGCAAAGUUUCGAUGUUCCUAUCGUCCAGUACAACAUUCGGCGCGGUGAGCUUGCCGAAAAACUGAGCGAAAAACUGAGCGCAUGGCGUAAAACUAUCUUGGUGAGCGGCAAGCUUGAGCCUGCUGUCUAUGCUCAGACCGCUCACGGAGUUUUCAUUUGGUUUUGA
Molecule: messenger RNA, 1095 nt
Organism: Stereum hirsutum FP-91666 SS1
Lineage: Eukaryota; Fungi; Basidiomycota; Agaricomycetes; Russulales; Stereaceae
Exons: 3
Coding region: 1-1095 (364 amino acids)
Source: RefSeq, a predicted model, not a curated record